AUGUCAUCACACUCACCACACGGGUUCGUUGUGCGGCCCACUUUGCCGGAUAGAGACGUAAGCGCCGCGUCUAUAGAAGAAGCUUAUGUCCGCUUUAUAUUUUACUGUAACCCUGCGUUGCCACUGGACGCUGACACGGAAACCCUGCGAGAUGCGUUUCGAACGCCGCCUCGGAGUGGCGGCAAGGCCUUUGACACAUUUACCAUAUUCGAGCUGGUCAAGAAGUUUUACCACAGGGAGAUCAAAACGUGGACCGAGUUGACCACGACUCUGGGAGUCGAGCCGCCGGAUCCUACCAAGGACGAGAGUGCACAAAAGGUUGCACAAUAUGGCGUUCGGUUAAAGAAAUGGAUGAAUUCGAUGCAUGUCAAGGCGUUCUUUGAGUAUCUCAUGAACAUACCCAAUGACUACUGGACAAGAAUUCCGACAGAUCCCAACCCCAUUGCAAGUGCAGUCCGCGAUGGAGUUGCCGUAGAGGAUGACAUGGCGUUGAGGGCUCUGCUGCCUCAUAUUCGCCCCAAAAGAGGCCGAAAGAGACCAGAAGGAGAUGACGCUGCGGCAGGAUCGCCGGCAGCCCAAAGACAACGUCUCUCUCCUACAUCUGCGGUAGACGAUUAUCGUCAGGGACCGUCGGGGCCAUGGUCGGCGCAUCCAGACUCUCGAGGAGGUGUGUCGUUGGAUCCAUCGAGACCGCAGAAUCCCGCCGCAUGGGGACAAAAUGAUUUCCUACAAACACCUGCUGGUCGAUGGCCGCAAUCCGCAGUCACACCCACGACCAGAGGCACAUUCUGGGACGAUGCCCUGGAGCCUCGAUCAGCAGUGACUCAUAACAAAGGAAAGUUAUCAAACCACCGUCGAGGCGCGAAAAACGUGUCAUCAGCAUGGAAAACUGCUGGGCAGGACCCUGGUACGCGGCCGCGAGGUCGACCCCCCAUCAAUCGUACACCAGUCGACGGACCAGGCCAGUAUCCUCCGCCAGGUUGGACACCAACUCAUGAGCCACAUCCCGUAACUUCUCAGUUUUCUGCUUCACCGCCACCGCUUCAUCCGGAACAACAACAGCAGCAACAGCAGCAGUAUCAGCACCUAAAUCACCACACUCCAGACAAUCAUAAUGAGGGCACUCCCUCCUCCCAGCAGGAGCAACACUUACCGUACAAAGGAGACUCGAGACCUUCCCGACCAAGCAUCUCAUUACAAGUCCCUCAACGAGCUGGCGGAUCUGUUCGUCUAGCUACACCUCCAGCGCCAGCACCAGCAUCCCACCCACCGGUUUCUCAAGCCCAAGCCAACGGCAUGGAAGUACAUGACCAGUACCCCGCUGGCGACGACAGCAAGUAUCAAGAUGGCUGGAGACGGUUUGCAAGAGAGGCAGCAGAUGCUUACGAGCAGGGUGACACUAGCGGUCUCGCAGACAAAUCUUCGGUAAUGCCAGACUACUUCUUUGACAAGAUGGACGACCGCACAAACGUGGACGUGCUCGUAGCAUAUUUUACCCGCUCCAUGAGCGAGGCAGACUGGCAAGACAUACAUGGCAACGAGACGAAGAAGGUAUCUAUAGAAGAAUCGGCAGCCAUGGUUCACGCCAUGCUUCAGACAAUGUACCAAACGGCCACCUCUCCCCAGGCGUUUCUCAUCAAUCUCGCUGCUCUCGCCGGCUCCACGACCCUCGUGACAGCAAGACCAAAGUGUACGCGUCUGAGCGAAGACGGUGGCCAGUUCACAUACAAGUGCGAAUGGGAAUACCGCUUCGGCCAUGUCAAGGGCGGGUUUACGUUUGAACAGGUUGUCCCUGCGAGCAUGUGGGCAAAGACGAAGAAGGUGCCUACUACCGCUGGAGAAGACGGCCAGAAUCCCAAGGAGGAUCUGUUUACAAAGGAGUACUGGCAGCAGAAGUAUGAGGCGCUGACGGUGCAAAUGGAGGCCAGGGAUAAGGAUUUGGCGGAUUUGAGGGACAAAGUCAUGAAUGCCUUGGGGAGGGAAUUCCUCUGA
Messenger RNA from Pochonia chlamydosporia 170, 1992 nucleotides. Its product is annotated as ARS binding protein Abp2. Bases 1 to 1992 code for a protein of 663 amino acids. Gene Ontology annotation, molecular function: DNA replication origin binding. The record is from RefSeq and is a predicted model, not a curated record. NCBI's taxonomy places the organism in Eukaryota, Fungi, Ascomycota, Sordariomycetes, Hypocreales, Clavicipitaceae. The transcript has 2 exons.